Messenger RNA from Sinocyclocheilus grahami, 2834 nucleotides. RefSeq names its product POU domain, class 2, transcription factor 1. The coding region runs from base 52 to 1692 and encodes 546 amino acids. Gene Ontology annotation, biological process: regulation of transcription by RNA polymerase II. Gene Ontology annotation, molecular function: RNA polymerase II cis-regulatory region sequence-specific DNA binding; DNA-binding transcription factor activity, RNA polymerase II-specific. The record is from RefSeq and is a predicted model, not a curated record. NCBI's taxonomy places the organism in Eukaryota, Metazoa, Chordata, Actinopteri, Cypriniformes, Cyprinidae. The transcript is spliced from 13 exons.
UGUGUGGUAGCAGCGGUGGGCGGGGUUUCGCGCUCACACUAAAUAUUCAAAAUGGCGGACAGAGGAUCAACGACUCAAGAUGAGCGCUCGACUGCAGAUUCCAGCAGCCAUCCAGCAGAUCUGAGCAAAGGCAGCAUGGAGAACGGAGCGCAUGGAGCAGCUCAGGCCAACGGUCUGGAUGGCCACAAACCGAGCGGUCAAGCAGCGGUCAGCAGCGUUCAGACACAAGCGCUGCUCCAGCAGCUGUUGCAGACGCAGACGCAGCUCCUGGCCGCAGGUCAACAGAACAGCACCACUGGAGCCAGUAUCUCCGCCUCCGCGGCCACGCCCAUCACACUGUCCCAGCCCAUUCAGAUCGCCUCUCCGCAGGGCAUGAACCUGCAGCAGUUCGUCCUGGUCCAGCCGGGUCACUCCCUCAGUCCUCAGUUUCAGCCGCAGUUCAUCAUAUCUCCGUCUCCUCAGGGUCAGACCGGUCUCCUGCAAGCUCAGAGUCUCCUGACGCAUCUACCUCAAAGCCCCGCGCAGAGCAGCUUCGCCCUCACCGCGCAGGGCGAUGUGGGGCUGGCGAUGGGGAAACUCUACGGAAACGACUUCAGUCAGACCACCAUCUCCAGAUUCGAGGCCUUGAACCUGAGCUUCAAGAACAUGUGCAAACUCAAACCUCUGCUGGAGAAAUGGCUGAACGACGCAGAGCACAUGUCUGCGGACUGCGUGGUGUCGAGUGCGAGCGAGAUGUCUCCGGGUCUCUGUGAGAGUCUGAACCGCCGGCGCAAGAAGCGCACCAGCAUCGAGACCAGCAUCCGUCUGGCCUUAGAGAAGAGCUUCCUGGAGCAGAGUCCGAAGCCGUCGUCGGAGGAGAUCACACUGAUCGCGGAUCAGCUGCACAUGGAGAAGGAGGUGGUGCGCGUCUGGUUCUGUAACCGCAGACAGAAGGAGAAGCGGAUCAAUCCUCCCAGCAGCAGCGGCUCGCCCGGAUCGGCCCUCAGAUCCAUCUACAGCAGCGCCUCGGCCGCGGUGUCCAGCGGCACGAGCACACUGACGGUCAGUCCUGUGGUUUCUCUGAGCGGCGGCAGCAUCUCUAACCUGACGUUCAGCGGCGGAGCUCUGGGUCAGGUGACGUCUAACACGCCCUCCGUCAUCUCCAUGGCGCCCGCUGUGGCCACGCCCACUCCGAUCAUGACAUCAUCCUCGCUCAGCCCAUCCGCCACCGCUUUCAAACAGGAACUGGCCUCCGUGGCGCAGGCGGUUUCCACGGCGACGACGGUCACGCAGGGGGCGGGGCAGCUGCUGGUGACGGGCCCAGGACUGGGCGGGGCUAAUCUGACGGCCUUCGCGGGUUUGAACCCGGCGAUCAUAACUCCGUCGCAGCUGACGCAAGGCGGGGCGCUGCUGAGUUUGGCUCCUGCGCUGAUGAACAACAACCUGCUGGCCACCAUCCAGGCUCUGGCGUCUGGCGGCGCUCUUCCUCUGACCUCCAUCGACGGAAACCUGCUAUUCGCCAACACUAGCGCGGGAAACCCCGCCCCCAGCCUGGUGACCACACCCUUCUUCCUCAACCCGUCCAGCUUCUCUCUGCUGCCGGCCAAUCUGCUGUCGGCGGGCGGGGCCGGAGGCGGAGCUCUCAACCUGCAGCUGACCAGUGACGUCGCCACGACGACCAAGAGUGUGGGCGUGGCCUCGAAGGCGCAGUGAGCGUGUGGCUCCGCCCCAAUUCUGUGCUAUCACCAAAAACUCUUGCGAACAAUCGUCAAGCUCAAGGAGGAUGGAACUUAAUCAGUUUCUUAAACUAACGUCUAAAUUAACCAAAAAUGUGACUCUUUCAAAUUCUUGACGAGAGAUUGUUUCGCGUAACAGAGUUUCUAUUGACUUUCUACGAGGCUUUCUGUUGUUUUUAUUCGCGGCUCUGUGGAACGAGCCGAUUGUAGAUGAUUUCUAACCAAAAGCAUUUCAGAUCUUUUUCGUUGCGUUGGGUGGAGGUUCUUUUCAGAAGACUUUUUAAACUAGUACUCUAACUCGACAUCACUUUAUCAAUACGGUUAGAAGGCUUUAAACGAGUACUAACGGGUGCCGGCGAGAGAUGCAAGCCAACUCUGAGUGAACUGAUUCUGAAUCGAGUUCGUUCAACUGAAUUGAUUUAACCUGUGUGAUUCGCUCACAUCUGUCUGUUCCUGGCGAUCUGACGGAGCAGGGGUCAGAGGUCAGGAAUCCUCCAGCACUGAUGCUCAAGGAUCUUCAUCUGAAGACUCUGCUCAUACUACUGUGUACAGACACGCUUCAGCGUCAUUUCUGUUUCUUUGCCAAAGCAAACGUCUUUUUUUUUAACUCCUUUCGCUGAUGGCGUCUCGUUGUUUUUAUAUGAAAAUAUCAGCAGUUUCUGUUCUUUGCUCUGCUCUCAUCUCUCGCUGUAUGGUUUAUUAUAUUGCGUUUAUCAGUGAUUGCGUGCAAGCAGCUUCAGGUUCAUCUUUAUUAUUUUCUGCAGGAUUGAAAACCAAAGAUUCAUCAGCGUUUUUUGUGCCGCCCUCCGUUUCUCCUCCUCUUUAGUCAGAAAACACACACUAUAUUCCAGGAGUAUAUAGAAAUAUAUGAAAAAACAUAGUUUUAUUUUGUGGCUCCCAAAGCAGAAAUCCUCUUAAGGAUAAAAACCAAAGAUUUCUCACUUUCUCUUUGCCUUUCCUUUAAUUUUUUUUUUUUAAUGUGUAGUUAAUUUGAAAUCAUGAACUCAUUCUAGUCUUUAUGAUCCAGAGGUUAGAUGAUUGAUUCUCUGCUGGAAUAAGAAUUGAGAUAAAGCGUCUCAGAGCGUGUGUGUGAGAGCGUUUUUGUGUGUGUGUGUGUGU